UAUAACGACCCUAUUCCCAUGCCACAGGAGUGGUCCGAAACCUGCUGCCUUUGGUUAAUAAAAGCUCACUCAGAUGAAGGAGAUGUCCGGCUAUUGGCCCACAGUUAGAGGGCACGUCAUCCCCCAUCCAUCACAGAUCGAAUGUUUCUGGUCUCUUCGAGGCAUGUCUGUCCAAGGUCCGGGAUCCCUAAGCGCAGCCUAAGUGGUCAUCUGUAGAUGGGGCUACUACGGGUUCAAGGCUUUGGCCGCACGGAGGCUUCCAGGAGGGGGAUGCUGCCAUGAAUUCUUAUCAAGAGUUUGCGUGUGCCGGACAAACGGGAGUACAGUUUCCGAAAGGCAACUGUGCCCGCGAGGCCAGGCGUGGAGACCUGGACCAAAGGGCUAGUGCAGAACUCCGCUUCAGGCUGGAAGGGCGGUUCCUCGAGGACUUUGCCCACCACCAUCGCUUUCCGUCUCUCUCGGACACCGGCUCCAAACGCUCUCGGGACCCCGGCUGCGCGGGCUCGAGCUCACCCCCCUUCCUCCAGAAUGAAGCCGAAGCCUUCUACUGCCCCGGUCAACCUCAAGUCCCCUCCUUCGCGUGCACUGGUGAACAGGGUCUCUCCGGAGUGGAGCGCUGCCCCUCUUCAAACACCUUCAGAAGUCUGUCCGUUGAGCCUGGACUGGUCCACUCGCUCGCUCGCGUCCGUCCAAACGAUGACACGAGGAAUCAUCUCGCAUUUAUUGAGGACGACGCCGAGCGCGCGCUUCCUCAGAAGUUCCACGAGAACAUCCAAAGUGGGAAAACUUUCGAGUGGAUGAGGGUGAAGCGAAGGCAGCCUCGUGUGGCCAGAACAUCACCAGCCUGCGGUCAGGAUCCCCUCGGACAGGUGACCAGUGGACAGGGCAGGAGUGAGGACGCUUUUACGGGACAGGCCGGAGCUCCACGGACCAACUUCAGCACCAAGCAGCUGACGGAGCUGGAGAAGGAGUUCCACUUCAGCAGGUACCUGACGCGCGCGAGGCGGGUGGAGAUCGCGAGCUCCCUGCAGCUCAGCGAAACCCAGGUGAAGAUUUGGUUCCAGAACAGGCGCAUGAAGCAGAAGAAACUGCAGAGGCAAGGGCUGGGACGGGGACACGAGCGCGCUCAGGACGUCCCGGACAGAGGAGCAGAGCCGUGCACCUCUCCAGAGAACAGUUAG
This is a messenger RNA of Colossoma macropomum (tambaqui), 1181 nucleotides long. It is a transcript of the gene hoxc1a, whose product is annotated as homeobox C1a. Gene Ontology annotation, biological process: regulation of transcription by RNA polymerase II. The coding region runs from base 279 to 1181 and encodes 300 amino acids. The transcript has 2 exons. Lineage: Eukaryota; Metazoa; Chordata; Actinopteri; Characiformes; Serrasalmidae. Gene Ontology annotation, cellular component: nucleus. The record is from RefSeq and is a predicted model, not a curated record. Gene Ontology annotation, molecular function: RNA polymerase II cis-regulatory region sequence-specific DNA binding; DNA-binding transcription factor activity, RNA polymerase II-specific.